Molecule: messenger RNA, 1586 nt
Organism: Vigna angularis (adzuki bean)
Lineage: Eukaryota; Viridiplantae; Streptophyta; Magnoliopsida; Fabales; Fabaceae
Product: inositol 3-kinase
Exons: 2
Coding region: 291-1301 (336 amino acids)
Biological process (GO): myo-inositol hexakisphosphate biosynthetic process
Molecular function (GO): kinase activity
Source: RefSeq, a predicted model, not a curated record
AUUUCAAAUUUUUGAAAAAGUCCAAAAAGAGAGAAAAAUCGAACAAUUACAAUAUCCAUUGAGUAUGAUUUGGUGCUUGGUGUCGGCGGUGGAGUCACCUUAGCGUGACACCAAAAUCUGUUUUUGGCGCGCGUCCACUUCCUUUCACAUCUUCACUGUUCAUAACAAAACCCUUCAUCAUCAUCUUCUUCUUCUUCUUUCUUCUGAUUGUUGUGGAAUUGGCAUGAACGAUCACAACCCAUAAAAAAGACCCUUCAUUUCCGUCCCAUGAUCGACUUUCCACUUUCCUCAUGGUCACGGACUCCAUAGCCACUCCCCGUCGCGGCCUCCUAGUUGGAAAUUACUGCCACGACGUCCUUCACCGCGAUGGCCGCAUCUCCGCCGAGACCCUGGGCGGGGCCGCCUCCUUCAUCUCCGUCAUCCUCGACGCGCUCUCUCUCCCCUUCCACACCGUGUCAAAGGUGGGCCCGGAUUUUGCCUAUGCCGCUGCUACAUCCUCGCACCCACCAUUAACGAUGCCCACAUCGCGAACCACCCUCUUCCACGCCCAUUUCGGUUCGGGCAACCCGGACCGUCUCCUGAACCGCGUGAUUUCCUGCGACCCAAUCCGACCGGACGACCUCCCGGUCCAGACCCGGUUCGCGUUCGGCCUGGCAGUCGGGGUCGGCGGGGAGAUUCUCCCGGAGACUCUUGAGAAGAUGCUCGAGAUCUGCGACACCGUGUUCGUCGACAUUCAGGGUUUGAUUCGCAGGUUCGGUCCCUCCGACGGUCGCGUUAGCCACGUGACGCUCAACGAGAGCGGGUUCCUCCACCUCUUGCCUCGCGUUGCGUUUCUCAAGGCCUCCGCCGACGAGGCGUCGUUCAUCGACGUAGAGGAGGCGAGAAGGUGGUGCUGCGUGGUCGUCACGCACGGGAAGGAUGGGUGCGAGGUUUUUUCUGAAAACGGUGCGUUUCGGGCCGCGCCGUGCAAGGCUUAUCAGGUUGAUCCCACCGGCGCCGGCGAUUGUUUUCUCGGCGGCUUUGCUGCUGGGAUUGUGAGGGGCUUGAGCGUGCCUGAUGCGGCCCUGUUGGGGAACUUCUUUGGGUCGUUGGCCGUGGCGCAAGUGGGACCCCUUAAGCUUGACUCCAACAUGGUUCAGAUGAUUAAGGAUGAGAUGCAAAAAAGGGAGGUGCAGGAUAUUCCCUGCUUAGAAAGUACAAAUGGGUGCCCGGGGAUUUGGAAGGCACAUGAGCAAGACCAGUUCCAUGCAUCUCUUGUUGCUGUCAAAAACAUAAUUACAGGUUCUACUAACCUCUCAUAAAGUGUUGGAGCAAACUAAUGUGAAGGCAAGACGACUGAAUUCUGUGAGCGAGGAAUCGGUUCCAAGCGUUGAUGGAAAACCUUAAUAUGGUAUAGAUGGAGUUCCAUAUCUCAAUGCAAUUCUCCACUUCCCUUCAUUUUGUCUCUCAAAUAGGUUAGAGAUGGCUUCUCUUCCAGAAAUCUUUCAUUUUAUUGCACCUUUUGUACACCAAGUCUCACCUGCAGCCUAAUUUGUAGUUUUAUUACUAAUAAAUUAUUCUUAAAAAAUCAAGAAAUUUAAAUUCCA